AAUGGCUGCUGCUGUGGACCUUAGUGAUUCGGACGGAUCAGUGACUGUCACGCUGCUUGCAUAAUUAAAGCAUUCCCGUAUGCAGACACCUAAUGCCAGUUCUUUUUUUGAUUUGUAUCCCCGCCCAGACUACUAUGCGCUGCUGUAGCAGCACAAUAGACGAGUAUCCUUCUCCAUGAUGGAUACCCCGACGAAAUGGAUAACGUCGAUGAUUGAACGCCUCUUGAGCUCCUAUCUGAAUAAAUCUUCGAUCAAAAUCCCUUUUGAGAACGACCAGAGCAACCUCCGCUUCCGCACACAUGUCGUUAAGAGCGUUCUGGUGAACAGUUGUACGGAAGACCGACACUUUAACAAACUCAAUGUAACCGACUCGGAUGCCCAAAUCGAAGCGAUCUUUUCCAGAGAGGCGCUGGAGGACUAUCAGAAGAGAUACCCACAGCAUCCGUUCAGCAAAGAGGAGGUACGGGGAUACCGUGUUCAGCUGGAGGACUUUGAGCUGGUCUUGGAGUAUACCACGGCAACCCCGAAGGUUCAUCUCUAUGUCCAACGUUUCAAGGUAGAAUGGGGCUCGGCCAGGGUCAAGACACCCCCAAAGGGGAAGACCCUUCGGAAACAUCCGGUUUAUAAGUUGAUGCAAGAUGCGUCCAGAGACGCCAAGCAAUCUCUGCAGCAUAUUAUGGCGCCUGCCCCUCGACGUAAUGAUUCUUUCUCUUCGCAGACCCAUCAAACGUUCCAGAUGCCUGCCUCGCAGAAUGGCUUCAUGUCCCAGGUAUAUCCAGCUCCUCAGGCUCAGGCUAUGCAGCAUCCGCCUCGCCCGGACAGAGAUGCCAGGGUCUCUACUCUACUUGCAAUGCUAGAUCAGCGGGCUGGGACUAAUAUUCCAUCGGAUCAACUGGGGCGCGUACCUUCCCUCCCUCCGACUCCGAAUCACCAGCAUGGAAUUGCGGUACCUGCAGCAAUGGCAAACAUACCAUCUGCCAGGUACUAUACUGCAGAGCCUGCCAGGGUCAAUAUAGACAUCGCGCCUUUGCCCUCUACCGUGCCGAGUGCAGCCGCGCAACCCGUCCCGCGCCCAUCGAGCAAUCAGUUCCUUCGGUUGGCUUCGCAGCCUCCUCUCGCCAAGGACAGCGUAUCUCUGUCCAGAGUAUCAAGGAACUCUGCGCCACCAAAUAGUGAAUUUGAAGCGGAGCGACUGCCACAGCUAGCAGGUUUGUCUCAAAAAGGCACAGAGAAACAAACUAGUCCCCCACUGCAGAUGAUCCAACAAUCUCACAGGGCUGUAGUCAAGGAGAAGCAGCCGCUGGAGAAACUGGGACUUUGCCUUGAAGACCCCUGGAAGGACUUGACGCGGAUUGAGGAACGGGAUAUUCGUAUACCCAAGGACCAACAGAAUUUACUAGGGUUAUAUAAGCGCCGCUGGAUACCACCUCUACCCGGGGAAAGCAAACCACAAGGCCACGUACCACCUCGUCUACUUGCUCAGUGGAACACUAUUGUGACGCGAAGAAGCCGGGCCGCUAGCGAAAGGUCACUGGAAAAAGCAACACCGGAAGCGCUUCCAUUAGAACGGCCUUCACUUGGUUCUCCCAGCCCUACCCCUCGAGCUGAUUCAGACUCAGAAGGCGAACCUUUGACGUCGCAGUGGUCAGAAAGCUCCCCUGAACAGACCAUACGUCGACGUCCGGCUCUGCCUGAAGACAGUAGCCCUAUAAGAGGGAGCCCGCGCAGGCUAGGGCGCAAUGUACCGGUGGCAGAUAGACCCAAAGUGCAAGCUGAUCGUCUGACCGAGGAGUCUAUUCCAGAAUCCGAUCAGCGUGCUCUAAGCACGAUAUCUGAGAAACCGGGGGGCAUUGCUGGCAGGGCCAAAACAGAUAUACAUCCUGCUAGGCGAAGCAUCCCAGUCCGAGCCCAAAGUCUACGAGAUGACUCGGAUGGCGACAGCGAUGACUCCAUGAUGGAUACCUCUGUGCCCUGUCCACUAGGGGUUGAAUUAUCUCAGUCGCAGUUUUUCACUCAGUCGGAGCGGGAGAUAACCAGCUCAGGUCCGUCUCUUCCUGCGCCCGCUACACAGGAUCAGGUGCAGGUCGUUGAUACUCCCGAGACAAACCUUGGACGGUUCCGCCAUUCUCAGCCCGAACUGAGUAGCAAAGCCCCGGAAAUGCAGCCCUUUAGUACCCAUUCACCCAGUGUAGACAAAUCUUCGUCUCAGUCACGAAUUCUGAAUUCAGUUGGGAGUAGCACCGACAAAGGGUCUUCCUCUCAAAUCCUUUCAAAUGAUCAAUCGCGGGGCACCAACGCGGAAAUCCGGGUAGACAUUGCAGGGACACAGAUGAGCAAUCAAGACCUGUCAACGCAGGACCCAACGCCCGGUUCUACCGCGGAUAUGGUUCUAGAUUCAAGUGCCCCAAGACUGCGUGAAGCGAGUGUGAUCAUGGAAGUCGCAAUGCCCUCAUCUCUACUGCUCGAGACUAGUGGUCAAAAAGGAGCUAGCUCCGAAUUCCUGGCACAGAGAUCGUCAAACAGGCAUUCCGUGGGAGUGGUCUCGAAACGGCCUGCGUCUGCUCUCGAAAACGAGGCAAGUGGCCCAUCCAAACGACCUCGAACGCAGCCGCCUGAGACAGCUCAUGAACCAACUUCCAGCGCAUUGCAUCCACAGAGUCCCCGCAAUCCCGCUGAUAGCUGGGAAGCUCAGCAGACUUAUGGCAAGUUCUGUCGUAAUUAUCCAAACUAUACUGGCGACUUUCAUCACUUCACCAAGCUUUGCUCUAAGCUUCACGCUGUGCGAGCCAAGGGCCACCUGCAACGGUCGUUUCUAUGGGAUGACUUCAUUAUCAAGCAUCUCGAAGAGUUUCCUGGCUAUAUACAGCAAAACCAGAUGUCAGAAUCCAAGUCCAUGGAUUACGAGGACUAUUUUGCAUCUACGUUUUCCCGACCUGUUUACAAGAAGCGAAGCCUGACAGCGCAGGGUAUUGCAAUUGCAGCAGCACAGUAUGACCCAGCCAGGAAGGAGCCUGCUCCUGCACAUGCUUCGCCAACCAGGCCAGAAACUUCGUUCACCGGCAGCCUUGUGGACCGCUUCACUAAUUUGCAUGCUCACUCUUUCGAGCUAGGAAGCCAGGCCACCUUAUCCGACACUGAUAUGGAUAUAUCGUCUGUAAUGUCGUCGCCCACUCCACAUCGCCAGCCCCACUCCGUCGUCCAGGAUGGGGCUUGGAAUACGACACGGCAUACAGAGCAAAAGCCCCCCGAGGAAGAUGCGUCUUCUGACCUUGCGUCAGCAGAGCGGCUCGUGAUACCUACAAGCUCGGCUAGCGCUUACGAGUCUGCCCUGGAAUAUGCCCCCAUACACGAAGAUAUUACCGUCUUCGAGAAGGGGGAGAUCUUGGAGUCUAGUGGCCUAAAAAGUGGGGAGAUAUCUGAGGCAGCGACACCAACUCCAGGCAACCAAGUUUCAGCUUUUGAGACUGCGCAGCACGAACAGCACACUGGGGAGCAUUACAUGGAUGAUCGAGAUACCGCUCCAACACCUGCAGACCCAACUACCGUGGUUGAGUCCGAGCAGCACGCUUCGCAAGUCGAGGAAAGUUCGAUGGCUGAUCGCGACGCUACUCCAACACCCGCGGAACCGAUGACAGUGGCUGAAUCCGAGCAGCCCGCUUCGCAAGCCGAGGACAAUUUGAUGGCCGAUCGGGACGCCACUCCAACACCAGCGGAGUCAGUCCCUGCGGUUGAGUCCGAGCAGCAUGCCUCGCAAGUCGAGGACAGAUCGAUGGCCGAUCACGAUGUCACGCCAAUACUAGCUGAGCAAAUCCUCGCUGUUCAGUCUCAGCAUGAAUCGCAAACUAAGAGUCAGACUGUAGCUGACCAAGCUGCUGAGACGACAGUGUCCGAGCAUGUGGUGAUCAGCCAAGUAGACGAGCUUGAAGGCAACCAAGAUGUUUCAAUGGGCGAGCCGGAAAGCCCGGAUAGAUCGAUCAUGGAAGAUGCUGACAAUAUGGUUGGCCAAGAGUCGGAACCGGUGGCCCCAGAAGAAAACCUGGAAGUGAUCAGUGCAAUGAACGCAGCACCUUCAGUGCUUGAGGCGCAUGCCAAGGUACCUGCUGAAGACGCCCACGCCGCCGUCAAUCAAGGGGCAGAAGAAACGGACACAGGAGAACACCCGUCAUCAGUGAUUGCAGCUAAGGAAAUUACUCUGGAAGAACAGAACGAGUUGAUUGUGGAAGACAUACAUGACACAGUCGGCCAGAAAGCCGAGGAUAUUGACUCAGCGGAGCACCUUCAACCCGUCGCUGCGGUGGACCAAGCAGGACCUAUGGCCGCGGGGGAACAAAGUCAAACACAAUCCCACGGCACACCUGACCAAGAAAGCCAAGAUGUCGAUAUGACAGUAGAAAGUCAACAGUCGUCGAUUCUAAACACGCUAGAUCCUGAUGGCCAUGGAACUGCGCCAUUGGACUUAGCGGAACAGUCACAGGCCAUUCUUGCAGAGGACCAGGCUAGGUCUCCCGAACCAGAAGAGCAUAAUGAGUCGACGGGGCAGCACUUGCCAUAUAGUGCAGCAGGGGAGCUAAAUAACUCCGAGUCGGAAGAACAAGAUGCGCCAAUUAAUCAAGACACUCCCACAGUUGAUCACAGAAGUCGGGCCUCCGAAGAACGGGGAGAACACGACCAAUUGGUCAUCCAAGACAUCCAAGACACUUUUGGUCAAGAAAAUGGAGCAAUGGACUCAGCAGGAAUCCUGCAUUCUAUUGUUGCAGAGGAUGGGGUAGUGCCCGCCCAGCCCUUUGCUGGAGGCACCAAUGAUGUGCCUGCCCAAGAGGCGGAUGCAAUAAAUUUGGCUGAGCUAGACACUGUUGUUGCAGGAGAUGAAACAGUAUCUGCCAAGCAACCUUUGUUAGAACAAUCGGAGCCCUCGGACGCGGAGACUGAGAGCGCGGACGAAGAUCUGCAUUCAUCUCUUGCAAUGGAUGAAGCUGUAUCUGCCAGGCAACCUCUGGUAGAACAACCGGAGCCCUCGGACGCUGAAACUGAGAGCGCGGACGAGGCGCCGCGCUACCCCAUGGUUGCGGUCGAAGUGAGAUCCGAUGUAAAUGGUUCAGUUAAGUCAGAAGAGCUCUCCGAUGCUGAUGUGGAGAGCUAUGUUGAGCAGGUGCACUCUGUUUCUGUAGAAGAUGAAGCCAGCGCUGCCGACCUAGCUUUGCCAGAUCCAGCAGAGCACUCAGACAUUGAUAUGGAGAGCGAUACCGAGAUUCUGCCCUUUGUCCUGGCGAAGCACGCAGCCAGCUCGGCUGAACACGCUCUAGUAGAACCGGCCGAGCACUCAGAUAUUGUUAUGGAGAGCGAAGUAGAGCUAUUGCUCUUCGACGAUACAGACGACAAAGCUAGCUCAACCGAGCAGGCACCAGUAUCUCCAGAAAUACACUCCGAGAUCGAGACUGCGGGCCCAGCCGAUCCCAACGCGACGACCGAGUCCGAGUCCGAGGAGGACGAAGAAAACGAUGAUUCCAUGGACGUUGGGGAACACCACGAGACCGCCAGCAUCGAACUAGGCGACGAACCGCCGUCCCCGCCGCCUACUACUCGACCGCCAGCGCAGCCCGAGACCGUAUCCGAGGCGGAGAGUGACACUGAUGAUGAAGAGAUCAACGAGAAUUGGUUCCUGUCCCUCCGCCAUCUCCGUCCGACAGCACCGGUCUGGUCGGACGACCCCAACACCCCUUUCAAGCAGUGGGUUCGAGCCGACCAGGCGAUUCUGAGCGAGCGUGACCGCCGCGGCGGGGCCUACCUUCCUGUCGAUGCGAAAGGGGUGAUUCAACGACCGGGCUAUCGAUAACCUUUCAUUCUCGGGUUCUAUCUCUUACUCUUCUUUCUCUUUCGGUGUACAUCAUUACGUGGGACUUAUUUGUUAUACUGCUGAUAAAAAGCGGGCGACAUGAACUUGAUGAUUAUCCUCCGAUUCGAUGAGAGAGUUGAGAGCGGUUCAAGUUCGGAUCAGGAUCCAGGCUUAUGACUACUACAUAAUGUAUUCUAUCGAAAUGCUGCUGGUG
Aspergillus fijiensis CBS 313.89 is the source of this 6047-nucleotide messenger RNA. RefSeq lists its product as uncharacterized. Bases 176 to 5833 code for a protein of 1885 amino acids. The transcript is spliced from 2 exons. Lineage: Eukaryota; Fungi; Ascomycota; Eurotiomycetes; Eurotiales; Aspergillaceae. The record is from RefSeq and is a predicted model, not a curated record.